CAGUAGGCGCACCACAUGAUCAAUACAAGUAUAAAAUUAACUAUCACGUACCAGUGUGUAAUCAAAAGUAACGUGGCCCGAAGCGCACCAAAUCUCCAGUGACAAAUCGUUGGCGCCCGCGACUCUGCACUAUGUUAUCGUCGCGCCCCAAUUCAUCUUUGACAAGCCGCGUAAGAGUCGCGUUGUAAUUUGUGACAUAUCGUGUUUGUAAACAGUGACAAUAUGCCAGUGAUUUUGCUCGACCGGUUGCCUGUGCCCAAUCUGCGGAUGUAUUCCGCGGGCAGCGUCUUGGCCCUUUCGGCGUGCAUCUACUACGCCACACAGGUGAUCAAAGAUCCCGACUGGGGGGUCGUCUCAGAAGACCUCAAAGACUCGAACAAGAGCAACGCCUCUGUACCCCAUGGCAGGACCAUGGGACAGUUUGUCUCCGACGUGUUCAGUGUUAUGAUCAGGGAGCCCGUCUGUGUGUGGACCAUGAUCAACAUGGCUUUCUGUUGGCUGAUUCUCAUCGGUACCGCUGUCCAGAAGUUGGUGUUUGGCGAAUUACGCGUCUCCGAACAGCAACAUCUCAAAGAUAAAUUUUGGAAUUUUGUAUUUUAUAAAUUCAUUUUUGUAUUCGGAAUCAUCAACGUUCAAUACAUCGAUGAGGUGUUGCUGUGGUGCUCAUGGUUUUCCCUUUUGGGAUUUCUGCAUCUACUUUCCCAGCUCAGCAAAGACAGAUUUGAAUAUCUGUCUUUUUCGCCGACCACGCCGUUGUGGAGUCAUGUGAAGCUUUUGGCCUUAUUGGGUGGCAUUUUCGCACUGUCGGGCUUCAUGCUGCUAGUGUCGGUUUUUGUGGGAUUCUUUGGCGGAUUUAAUACGUUUGCUUUCAUGUCUGCUGAGGUUGUUUUAUUGAGUAUUCGUACUCUGCAUGUGAUAAUUCGCUACGCUUUGCAUCUGUACGACAUGCGACAAGAAGGCGCGUCUUCAGUCAAUGCGAACGAUGAGAAUCGAGUCUGGGAAAAACGAGGUCCCAUUGCUUAUUACACGGAAUUGAGUUUUGAACUGACAGCUUUAAUAAUCGAUUUCGUUCAUCAUCUUCAUAUGCUAGUUUGGAGUAAUAUUUUUCUGUCGAUGGCUAGUCUAGUAAUUUGUAUGCAGUUGAGAUAUUUAUUCCAUGAAAUUCAACGACGCUACAAAAAACACAGAAAUUAUCUGUGGGUCAGGAAUCAUCUCGAACAGAAUUACCCAAUGGCGUCGUCCGAAGAAUUAGCCGCUAAUUCCGAUAACUGCGCCAUCUGUUGGGAAAAAAUGGAAUCGGCGAGGAAGUUACCGUGUACUCAUUUGUUUCACAACACUUGUUUAUUGUCGUGGUUGGAACAAGACACUUCCUGUCCAACUUGUCGUCUAGCACUCAACAUUCAAACUCCUUCAACGUCGAGAAUCGAUCCUCCUGAUUUGCAAGUGGACGCUCCUCAGCCUCAACGUCGCCAACUCAAUCAUUUCUUCCAUUUCGACGGUUCGAGAUACGUUUCUUGGUUACCGAGUUUUUCCGUCGAAGUGAGUCAUGCUCAACUUAUGCGGCAAGAUAAUGCACCGGCAUCUAAUUCGCAAUUAGACGCGAUGGCUCGUCAAGUGCAGCAAUUGUUUCCACAUAUUCCGAUAUCGACGAUUAUUAGCGAUCUCAGAGUAACAAGAUCUGUGGAAAUCACGAUUGAAAAUGUCUUGGAUGGAAGGUUGGUAGCACCGACUAUGUAUAGGGAGCCGGAGGUUGUCCCGACUGCGAAUAGGGCGAUGUCGGUGUGGCAAGCUAGCUGUGAUACCGCUUCGCAACAGAGGAAUUGGGACGAGUUUAAUGUGGACACGGUUGAAACUGAAGAUACAAGCAGUUUGGGGAGUAGAUUUUCGAAAUCUUCGUCGGAACGCGAGAAAAUUCUUCACAGACGCAAAGAAAAUUUGAUUCAAAGCGCUAGAAAACGCUACAUCGAGAAACAAAAGGCCGCCGCCGCUGCAAAAGUGGAGCUUCAAAGUUGAAGUAUUUACGAAAAUAAUUUUUAGGGGAGAAAUCUGUCUUGACAAAGUUGUCCCAGAUGUAACAAAUUGUUAAAGUGUACAUUGAAGAUAUCUGCAGUUAAAAUACUGCUAUAUUUAGAUAUUAACAAUAAAUGUCUAGAUAACAUUAUUUAAAAAUUUGAAUUAACUUGCAGGAUUGUAUUUGUUUUAUUUUCGAACGCUAGGCUCAAGGGAUUGUGAAUCUAAACUGAAAAAACGGAAACGUGUUUUAAAUAUAUAUUUAUUGAAGACAAAUCAUUUUGUAAUGGCAGUUUAGAUAUUUUUAAGGAUACCUAAGUUGUUAUGGAGUUUGUAAAUUUGUAUCAAAUUCAUGUUAUAAGUUAUUAAGUAGGUUUAAGAUAUUUAUUAGUCUGAAAUUGAAUUGACGUCGAUUAGUCAUUUUCCGAGUGAUAAAAUUUGUUUUAUCUGAGA
Tribolium madens (black flour beetle) is the source of this 2463-nucleotide messenger RNA. RefSeq names its product E3 ubiquitin-protein ligase AMFR-like. Gene Ontology annotation, molecular function: ubiquitin binding; ubiquitin protein ligase activity. The coding region runs from base 223 to 2013 and encodes 596 amino acids. The transcript is spliced from 8 exons. The record is from RefSeq and is a predicted model, not a curated record. Gene Ontology annotation, biological process: ubiquitin-dependent protein catabolic process; endoplasmic reticulum unfolded protein response; protein K48-linked ubiquitination. Gene Ontology annotation, cellular component: endoplasmic reticulum; ubiquitin ligase complex; cytosol. Lineage: Eukaryota; Metazoa; Arthropoda; Insecta; Coleoptera; Tenebrionidae.